Molecule: messenger RNA, 6064 nt
Organism: Scylla paramamosain (green mud crab)
Lineage: Eukaryota; Metazoa; Arthropoda; Malacostraca; Decapoda; Portunidae
Gene: raskol
Product: ras/Rap GTPase-activating protein SynGAP-like
Exons: 15
Coding region: 297-4361 (1354 amino acids)
Biological process (GO): regulation of GTPase activity
Source: RefSeq, a predicted model, not a curated record
GACAGAGGAAGAUACGCGGGCGGCAGUCUGUGUCCGGGCGGCAGUGGCGGGCGGGCGUGUCGAGCUGUGCGUCUCAAGAAUCCAGCUGCUUCUGUCCUUCGGCCGUGCGUGGACAAUCAGGCUAAAUCAGAGCCUCCCCACGCCCUCCGCCAUCCAGGGAGACACACCAGUGGCUGCGUCGGAGACCAGCAACGCCAUGGCUCCUCCGGCGUGAGUGUGAGAGUGAGUGUGAGGUGACUGAGGGGCGCGGCGUUAUGAACACUAGUGAGGCUGUGUUGUGAAGGCGCCGCUACACCAUGCUGGGCGGAGGCGGCCGGGAGCGAUCUACCUCCCUCUCCUCUUCCUCCUCCAACUCCACCUUCUAUGUCAACCUGGUGGAGGAGGUGCCCCAGGACGUGUUUCCGCUGAGGAUGGAGUUUUUUGGCCAUUGUGUCUUGGAGGAGGAAGAGGAAGAGGAGGAAGAGGAGCGGGGCAGCGUCCGCCAAGGGGAACUGACUGACUGUGGGGACACCCUGAGUGAGUUGAGUUGUUCCCUCUCACAACACCUGGAUGGUUACGGCUCAGGUACGUUAGCGAGUCCUCGCCAGGCUGUGAGGGUCAGGGCAGACACGUCGUAUGAGAAGGCCUGUGGGUCGGACAGGCGUGGGUCUGCCCCUGCCACGCCCAUCCUCGGGGGGCGGCACGCGGACUCCACCCCUAGCAGACUUGUGAGUUUCUUCAGCAAGCGGUCAUUUAAAAGUAACCCACUGAAGAGAACAAAGUCUGUCACAAAGUUGGAGCGAACCAAAAGAGGGAGUCGUGGAGGCAUGAGUGGCUUGUUGGAGGCUGACCCGCUCUCUCUGGGCUCCUCGGCGGCAAGACUCCGGUCGUCACGCUCCCAUGAAUCCCUUCUGUCUAGUCACAACAUGAUGAACACCCUCGACCUGGCAGCCGGCGAGGUGACCAUCAAACCCCUGCACACCAGUGUUCUGGGGCAGGAGCACUGUUUCCAGGUAACCUCUCCAACUGGCACCCGGUACUUCAGCUGCCGGACAGCAGAUGAGAGGGACCGCUGGGUGGAUUCCCUACGCAAGGCUGUCAAUCCAAACUUUGACAAUGUGCGGAGGACAGAUAACUCACUCAAAAUAUUCAUAUUGGAGGCAAAGGGUGUCGCUAAUAAAAAACGAUAUUUUUGUGAGCUCAUGCUGGAUGGCUCCCUGUAUGCCCGCACUUCCAGUAAACAGAAGAGUGAAAUGUGUUUUUGGGGAGAACAGUUUGAGUUCAGCAGCUUGCCUUCUGUAGAGAACAUCACUAUAUCUCUAUACAGAGAAGGAGACAAAAAGAGGAAAAAGGAGAAGAAUGUGUUGGUCGGGUCUGUGAACAUACCUGUAUCCAAUGUGUCAAGUCGGAGUCACAUUGAGAAGUGGUAUCAAGUACAAAAUGACAACAGAGCCCCUAGUAAAGACAAUGCAGCCCUCAGAAUCAAAUGCAAAUUCCAAUCCAUUGACAUCUUGCCAAUGGAGCUGUAUACAAAUUUCCUGCAGUAUAUAAAGACAAACUACGGCACUCUUUGUGAACUGCUGGAGCCAGUCAUUAGUGUUAAAGCCAAAGAGGACAUUGCCACCUCCAUGAUCCACAUAAUGCAGAGGGAAGGAAUGGCACGAAACUACUUGGCAGACCUGGUCAUGCUGGAGAUUGAGAGAAUUGAUGAUUCUCAUCUCCUGUUCCGUGGCAACUCUUUAGCAACCAAGUCCAUGGAAGCAUUCAUGAAGCUUGUGGGGAAUAAGUACCUGCUGGACACCCUGAGGCAGGUCAUCAACAAGGUGGUGGAGACAGGACUGGACUGUGAGGUUGAUCCCAUGAAAGUGCCCCAAAUUUCAUCCCUUCAGAAGCAACAGGAAAACCUCUUGUCCACUGUACGAAUGACUUGGUCACGAGUCCUCAACUCCCAUCCCUACUUUCCUGUGGAACUUAGAGAAUGUUUCUGCACAUACAGGGAACGCCUUACCAAGAUUGGAAAGCAGAACCUUAGUGAUAAUUUGAUAUCUGCAUCCAUUUUCCUAAGGUUCUUGUGCCCUGCUAUUCUCUCUCCCUCACUGUUCAACAUUACUCAAGAGUACCCAGAUGAAAGAGCAUCAAGGAACCUCACUUUGAUUGCAAAAACUCUUCAGACACUUGCAAACUUUACAAAGUUCCAAGGAAAGGAGAACUUUAUGGAAUUCAUGAAUGAAUUUAUAGAAAUGGAACAGGCCCAGAUGAAAUCCUUCCUGAAGCAGAUCUCAAGCCCUGCAACCCAUGAUCAUAGGGUGCCAGAAUAUGACAGAGACAUUGACAUGGGCAAGGAAAUUUCACUGCUGCACACAUUCCUGACAGAAGCCCUCAAGAAGCUCUCCACAUGCACCACCAAGACCAGCAUUGGAGUGGCACAACAACAUGAAGUUGAAAAGCUUCGUCUCAUUCUGGAGGAGAUACGUGUGGCACAGACUCAGCCAAAUAUCAACAUUGUACAGAGACUUUCUUCCCACAAUGCACCCACCUCUCCCAUUGGAGACCCAUCCCUUACUCAGGAGACUGCUAGAGUAGAAGACAGAGUUGGGUACCAGAGCCUUCAGAGGAAUAUCUUCCGAUACAAUGAUCCAACGGUUAGUGAUGACCACAAGCUUCUGCCACCCCCUCCAAUCAGUUUCAUCCAGUCCCCUCCAGAGCCUCCCUCUACCCCUCGUCCCUCCACCCUGCCAAGAAAUACUUACUUGAUGGGUUCUGCUCGUAAGCCAGCUGUAGACUUGAAUACUGCUGAUGACUAUGUACUGUUCUCUGCGCUGGAUCCUGAGGGCAAGGCAAGAGACCCCAGUGCAAUAGGGCACAGUUACAGUUACAGUCACCUUGCCCCCACACCAUCCCAAAAUACUUCCUCUCCUGUCCACAACCACAACCACCAACACCAUCAUCACUUCCAUAAUCAUAGUACUGCUUGGUACAACAACAGACAAGUAUUCCCUAGUCAUCAGCAAGUGAAUGGCCAUGGGCAGGUUCACCAAAAUGGACAUGUGGUGUCAAAUGGUAAUCCUGAGGAGUCAUUAGAUAUUAGCCAUGAAGAAAAUGAUCAGAAUUCCACCGGUGAAACUGAAGGAAACAUGAAAGGCUCACAAACAUCAAUUUCUCAGUUAUCUAAUGUAGCAUCCUCAGGUUACCAAAGCUUUGCAUAUAGCCAGUCCUCUAGCCCUGUUGACCCAUCCAUUACUCAUCAUGAUGCUGCCAAUAACAAUGCAGCAGCAAAUAAUAAUAGCAACAGCAGUAAUAAUAGUAGUGGCAUGCACAUAUCACCUCACAUGACUCCACCACAGUUGUCAGCUCCUCUGGCCUUCAACAACCCCAUGUACCACCUCAAUGCAGCCACCAGCUCUCCUCGACCAGUCCCUCACCGUGGUCCUCGCAUGGCUCACCACCACCAUCACCACCACCACCACCACCUGCAACAGAGUUCUCAGCAACAGCAGAGUCCAGUGAGCUCCUCCCUCAGCUCUGCACACAGUGUUGAGGACUUGCCUUCUGUCCCAACCAUCACCUCAAGCUUAGCCUCCUCUCGUGGACCUCAGCACCACUCCUCAUCCAGUGAGGACAAUACAUCACUGGCUUGUACUCCUCCUUUAGAACAUCGCGGUUUCAAGUCAGGAGCUCCCAGAACUAACCCCCGAUGCUUGCCUCCUGGCUGGGGCCAAUCAACUCUUGCACCUGUGACACCUGAUCACCACCACUCAACCUCUGACCUCUUAGGAGGCGCCCAAUGCAGAAGAACAAAGACAGCACGUCGCCAGUCCACAGGGGUCAGCACCAGCCGGCGGCAGCCCUACAAGUAUGACAGUGACUCUUCUAGUGACGAGCAGCAAUCCCCACCAGCUCGGGUCAGACCCCAGCGUGGCAAUCACAGAGUGUCCGAGAUGAAAACUUUGGAUGAGUAUGAACAAGAGAUUUUGGCUCUAAGGACAGCAAUGGAGGAAAUGCACCACAAACUAGUAACAGCAGAAGAGCAGGCACAGACACGUGCUGUUAACUCUGAGGGCUCAGAAGCUGUGCCGCCCACCUCUCCCUGCGACCCCCGGCAGCGAUCCAGCAGCACUGCCUCCCCCCUCACCCACCACCAGCACAGCAGACACAGCCGCCAGAGCCCUCAGUGUCCCCUGGCUCAGCAGACCGGUGACCAGGCUCAGAUGAGAGAGAUGAUACAAAAGUUACAGGAGCAAUUCAGGAAAGAGCAAAAGAAGAUGACAGAGCUCAUGUCAGAAAAGGAUGCACUUAUUCAGGCACAGGAGGACAGAAUCAAUGCACUUGACCGCACCAACACGCAGCUUCUUAUGGCCCUUGAGCACAUCAGGGAGCUGUAAGUCACCACCAAACGACGCAAGACUCCACUAACGCACCAAAGCUGAGGGAGUCAGUUGAGUCACCCGCCGCGGCUCAGGAAGUCAGUCAGUUGUCCGACACCAGUGACUACAAGAGCAGUUCCUGCUGAACGCUUAAUGGUCAGGAGAAUGAACCCUGUAAUAUUAUAAGUAUAUACACACAAUUUUCAUAUCAAAGGCUAUUGUAAGGGUAUAUACCUACCGGCACUGGCCAAGGUAAUGUUUGGAGUCAUAGUCCUUAAUAUUGGUAUACACAGAGAUAAUUUUUUAUAUUAGUCUACUUCUGAUAUUCAUUAUUGGUGGAAACUGUUAGCACACACCUCCUAAUAGUGAAUGUUCCCUGUAUUUCCCUCACUGCAAAUGCUGCCCCAGCGCAUAUGUUGUGUGGACGUUUCCAGUUUGUUUAAUAAUCAACCCCGUGGAUUAUCUAGUUUCUUAGCUCUUAUAGGAGAUUCUGGAUAGGUAAGCCGAUCAAAUGUUAAGUAUCUCAAAGUAACCUUUUAAUUGCAAUGUAUUCUUCAUCACUUAAUUUCUCGAAUUACCAUAUUUUCAUUGUAAUGAAAACCUUAUAAGUGUACUCCAUGCCAACAAGUGUUAUAAUCAGGUUUGCAGUAUUAAGCUAUUACUAAUGGACAAAUUGUGAAAGUGUUAAAUACAGUGUAAAUUAGGCAAUAUCAGUAGUCUUGCAGGGCUGAACAGCUAGCUAGCUUCAGCUUCCCCUGGCCUUCUACUGGAAUAUUUUUGACAUAAAUAUAUUUUUCUGUCAAUCUAAACUAAGCAAAUUCUGGCUAACCAGGAAGGACUUGGUCUGGUACUGAGCUUAACUAAGAGCAACUCAGUCCAGGCACACCAUCGUCAUUUUUUAUGAUGGGUAUCUAUGGCCAAGUCCUAUAGCCAAUGCUGCCUUAUUGCUAGUAUUAUAACUUGGUGUAUGUCUCAGAAAUUGAUUUAAGAGCAUCAUAAGGUUGAAGAUACAAAGAAUAUUCAACUCUUACAAAGGGAACUAAAAAGUAAAUAAGACCUUUCAAAUGCAAAUGUUCUUGGCUUCUUGUGCUCAUUUUUUAUUCACCAAGAAUAAGUUAGUGUCCCCACUGCCUGGGACCUGCUGCACAAAACACUAAGUGAGGCUGAUGCUCCCAGAUGAUACACUGAAUUGAGCACUUCAUGCCUUCUGCGUCUGUUACGUCUGUACCUUGAUGUUGCCGUUGUCGCCUCUGUUCUCGGAGGUAUUUCUAACCAAAGAUUCACAUUUAUAUACUUGGAUAUAUAGAUAUAUAAUUUAUAUUGAUUGCAGUUCAAGUAUGUCACACUGAGGGCUUUAAACAUAUACAAAUGCUAAAAGUACAUAAUAUAAAGUCUGAAUGGCAGGCCAUUUUCAUCACUGUGAGCAGUGUAAGGCUCUUAUGCUGACACUGCCUCCCAUGAGAAUGUGUUAGCCCAUUCCAGAAUAAUUAUUGGCUUUUAUUAGUGUAUAUGGUGAAUGUACUCUAUUUGAGUGUAUUUAUUUCAUUUUAGUAUUCAAGUCACAGAAGACCUUCUGUAAAUGUAUAUAGUGUAAAUUUUAUAAAUUAUGUACACUGUUUGGUACCUGUUUCAUGAUCCUCCGGCACAAGCUGUUGUCUCGUUCCAACAUAGGCUAUCAGUGUAAAUAAUACUGGUGUGAAAAAUAAAAAUCUAUGUGCUAA